Molecule: messenger RNA, 627 nt
Organism: Helobdella robusta
Lineage: Eukaryota; Metazoa; Annelida; Clitellata; Rhynchobdellida; Glossiphoniidae
Exons: 5
Coding region: 1-627 (208 amino acids)
Biological process (GO): adenylate cyclase-modulating G protein-coupled receptor signaling pathway
Cellular component (GO): plasma membrane
Molecular function (GO): peptide hormone binding; G protein-coupled peptide receptor activity
Source: RefSeq, a predicted model, not a curated record
AUGAUCUUCAUCAUCAACAACAACAUGGUCAUCACCAUCAACAACAACAUGGUCAUCACCAUCAACAACAACAUGGUCAUCACCAUCAACAACAACAUGGUCAUCAUCAUCAACAACGAUAUCAUCAACAACAACAUGAUCCUCAUCAUCAUCACCGACAACAUGAUCAUCAUCGUCAUCAACAACAACAUGCUUCAGAGCCACCCGCACGAGCCAAACAAUUUCAGACGCGCUCUGAAGGCUACGUGCAUGUUGGUUCCCCUGUUCGGCCUGCACUUCAUCUUCACCCUCAGCAGACCAAAAAGUACUCAUCCCGAAUUUAUCAACAACAGCGGACUCAUUACGUACGACGAGUCAAAGUGGCACCACUACCACUACAUGAUCGAUUCCAUCAUCAACUCACAGGGUUUUGUAGUUUCCAUCAUCUACUGCUUUCUGAACGAAGAGGUGCUGGGCCACUUGUCGAGAAUGUCUGCCUGCUUUCGUGGCCACCCGACCACCCAAAUCUUCACGAUGGCCUCUGACAUCAGGAGAAGAAGUGACGCUGAAUCGAUCAGGAAUGGAUUCCACAGCAGCCAUAAGGACGAUAACAGGAUGGCGGCGGCCAUGGAGAUGAAAGAUCUUUAA